Erythranthe guttata (spotted monkey flower) is the source of this 1409-nucleotide messenger RNA. RefSeq names its product putative cinnamyl alcohol dehydrogenase 6. The record is from RefSeq and is a predicted model, not a curated record. NCBI's taxonomy places the organism in Eukaryota, Viridiplantae, Streptophyta, Magnoliopsida, Lamiales, Phrymaceae. Gene Ontology annotation, molecular function: zinc ion binding; oxidoreductase activity, acting on the CH-OH group of donors, NAD or NADP as acceptor.
CCCCACUCCCACUAGAGCACCUCUAGCUAGUGCUAUAAAUACAGUGUGUGUAUUCAAUUGUUUCCAUCAUUUCUAUCACUACUCCAUUAGCUUUUACAUUCCAACUUUCCCUAUUUGAAGAGAGAGAGAGAUCUAGAGAGAGAAAGAGAGAGAGAUCUAGAGAGAGAGAGAGAGAUGGCUCAGACAACACCGAACCACACACAGACGGUUUCCGGCUGGGCAGCUCACGACACUUCCGGCAACAUUACUCCUUACACCUUCAAACGCAGAGAAAACGGGGUCGAUGACGUCACCAUAAAAAUCCUGUACUGCGGGAUCUGCCACACCGAUCUCCACCAGGCCAAAAACGAUUGGGGAAUCACCAUGUACCCCGUAGUUCCCGGGCACGAAAUCGUCGGGAUAAUAACGAAAGUGGGGAGCAACGUGAAGAAUUUCACGGUGGGAGAUCGCGCCGGAGUUGGGUGCUUGGCCGCCACCUGCUUGAAAUGCGAGCACUGCAUACAAGGACAAGAGAAUUACUGCGACGCCGUUCAGUUCGUGUAUAACGGCGUUUUCUGGGACGGCAGCAUCACUUACGGCGGCUAUUCUGAAUCCCUAGUUGCAGAUCACAGGUAUGUGGUACGAGUUCCGGAGAAUUUACCGAUGGAUGCGGCGGCGCCGCUGCUCUGUGCCGGAAUAACGGUGUUUGCUCCGAUGAAGGACAACAACUUGUUGGAUUCGCCGGGAAAGAGGAUCGGGAUAGUUGGGCUUGGAGGAUUGGGACACGUGGCGGUCAAAUUCGCGAAGGCGUUUGGGCACCACGUCACCAUUAUUAGCACCUCUCCAUCUAAAGAGAAGGAAGCCAAGGAUAAUUUGGGGGCUGAUGAUUUUAUUCUCAGCACUGAUCCUAAACAAAUGCUGUUGAAGAAAAGGAAUCUGGAUUUUAUAUUGGAUACAGUAUCGGCCCAUCACUCUCUUGGGCCUAUUCUCGAGCUGUUGAAAGUCAACGGUACUCUGGUGAUUGUCGGUGCGCCGGAUAAACCCAUAGACCUCCCAUCUUUCCCGUUGAUCUUUGGGAAGAGAGUUGUGAAGGGGAGUAUGAUUGGAAGCAUAAAGGAGACGCAGGAUAUGAUGGAUUUGUGUGGGAAGCACAACAUAACAUGCGAUAUUGAGGUUGUUAAACCCGAUAAAAUUAACGAAGCGCUUCUUCGUCUCGCGAAAAACGACGUUAAGUACCGUUUUGUGAUCGACAUUGCAGGCGAAUCUUCAAAGCUCUAGAAAACUUCAGAUGAUUUUUAAUUUAUUGCUCCUAUUGUCUACAUUGAGUUAUAAGUAAUGUUGUAACAUUUGUGUAAUAUCUUGUUUAUUUGUACUCUCUGAUUAUGUACUUUUGAUCAUAUUAUUAUUAAUAAGCUUUAAAUUAUAUUUGA